Molecule: messenger RNA, 2247 nt
Organism: Hevea brasiliensis (rubber tree)
Lineage: Eukaryota; Viridiplantae; Streptophyta; Magnoliopsida; Malpighiales; Euphorbiaceae
Product: pentatricopeptide repeat-containing protein At1g08070, chloroplastic
Exons: 1
Coding region: 46-2142 (698 amino acids)
Biological process (GO): RNA modification
Molecular function (GO): zinc ion binding; protein binding; RNA binding
Source: RefSeq, a predicted model, not a curated record
CAGCGUACCAAAAUGGCAAUUCAAAGAUAAGAUAGCCGCACCAAAAUGGCUACUGUACUUGCUCAUUCUCCGGCCAAAUUUCUCCCACCCGUAACCAACAUUUCCCAGUUCCCAGAAAACCCAAAAACCCUAAUCUUGCAACGAUGCAAAACAACCAAAGACCUGAACCAAGUUCACGCCCACCUCCUCAAAACUCGCCGCCACCUCGACCCUACGGUGAUCGAGAACCUUCUCGAAUCGGCCGCCAUCCUCCUCCCCACUCCCACCAUGGACUACGCACUAUCCAUUUUCGACAAAAUAGACGAUCCCGAUUCUUCGGCCUAUAACCUGAUGAUAAGGGCCUUCACAAUGAAGCAAUUUCCUCAAAAAGCCUUGAUCUUGUUCAAACAAAUGCUCGAAAACGCGGUUCCUUUCGAUGAAUUCACUUUCCCUUGCACUCUAAAAUCUUGUUCUAGAUUGCGUGGGAGAAAAGAGGGAAAACAGAUCCAUGCUCAGAUUGUGAAAUGUGGGUUUUGGUCUAACGGUAUUGUUUUGAACACUUUAAUUCACAUGUAUGCUAAUUGUGGUGAAAUCGAGAUAGCGAGGAAAGUUUUUGAUGGAAUGCCUGAAAGAGAUAUUUUUGCAUGGAAUUCGAUGUUUUCGGGGUAUGUUAAGAGUGGGUAUUAUGAGGAUGCCGUGAGGUUAUUCUAUGAAAUGAGGGCAUUGGGUGUUCGGUUCAAUGAGAUUACUUUGGUUAGUGUUUUGACAGCAAGUGGAAGAUUGGCUGAUAUAGAAUUGGGAGAGUGGAUUGCUGAAUACACAAGGGCAAAUGGGCUUGUUGUAAAUGUCAACUUAGUUACGGCUCUUGUUGAUAUGUAUGCGAAAUGUGGUGAGCUGGACAAAGCACAGAGAUUGUUUGACCAAAUGGAUCGACGGGAUGUUGUUGCCUGGAGUGCUAUGAUUUCUGGUUAUAGUCAAGCAAGGAGAUGUAAGGAGGCGCUUGAUCUUUUUAGUGAGAUGCAGAUUGCAAAUUUGCAUCCCAAUGAGGUUACAAUGGUCAGUGUGCUAUCCUGUUGUGCGGUCCUUGGGACCCUGGAGACUGGCAAGUGGGUUCACCUGUAUAUUAAGAAGAAGAGGAUGAAGCUCACUGUCACACUGGGAACCGCACUAAUAGAUUUCUACGCAAAAUGCGGACAAAUAGAUAGUGCAACUGAAGUGUUUCAAAUGAUGCCUUCAAAAAAUGUUUACUCAUGGACAGCCCUAAUUCAGGGUCUUGCUAAUAACGGGCAAGGAAAAAAAGCUCUCAAGUUUUAUCAAUUGAUGCGGGAAAGAAAUAUUGAGCCAAAUGAUGUAACUUUCAUUGGAGUUCUUUCUGCAUGUAGUCAUGUUGGUCUGGUUGACGAGGGUCAUGAGUUUUUCAACAGCAUGAGUAAAGAAUUUGGUAUUGAACCAAGGAUGGAACACUAUGGUUGCAUGGUAGACAUCCUUGGCAGAGCUGCAUUGAUCAAAGAGGCUUAUCAGUUCAUAAAGAAAAUGCCUUUCCAACCGAAUGCUGUUAUUUGGAGAACACUGCUGGCUUCCUGUAGAGCUCAUAAAAAUGUUGAAAUUGGGGAGGAGGCAGUCAAACAACUAGUUAGUUUGGAGCUUAUGCAUAGUGGGGAUUACAUUCUGUUGUCUAAUAUUUAUGCAUCAGUGGGGAGGUGGGAGGACGCAAUGAGGACAAGGAAUCAGAUGAAAGAGAGGGGAAUCAAGAAAACACCUGGUUGUAGUUUAAUUGAGUUGGAAGGAGAGAUUUACGAAUUUUUGGCUGAAGAGAAUGCAUAUCCGCUGAAGGAAGUUUAUUGCGCCGCCGAAGACAUGAUAAAACAAAUCAAGGCCGCUGGAUAUGUCCCAAACACAGCAGAUGCAAGAAUAGAUGCAGAAGAAGAUGAUAAGGAAGCUGCAGUUUCUCAUCAUAGUGAGAAGCUGGCCAUUGCAUUUGGUCUUAUAAGAACUCCUCCUGGAGCUACGAUUAGAAUAUCCAAAAAUCUGAGAGUGUGUACUGAUUGCCACAAUGCAGCAAAAAUAAUAUCAAAGGUAUAUAAUAGAGAAAUUGUUCUUAGGGAUCGAAACCGCUUCCACCACUUCAAAGAGGGGUCAUGUUCUUGCAAUGACUAUUGGUAAAACUGGAUGCCUUUUGUGUUGGUCAACGACUUCUUUAGGUUUUAAUCUAGCGAGUGUAUGCACUCAGAAUUGAAAUUUAAUUAAUUUUAGUUAAGUUUCCAUUUA